CCAUUGUAAGCUAUUCGCACCUUCACUUUGUUUAUGUAGUAUUCCUGAUCUUAGUUACUUGUUUCCAUUAUUGUUUUCACGAUUAUAAUAAUGUUUGCUUAACUGAGUUCACUAGUUUUAACUCAGAGCCGUACCCACAGUAGAUUCCAACUUCAUAGAGCUAAUCGCCACUAUCAAUUUUGAGUAGUAACUGAGACGGUGGAAGAAGAAGAACCACCAUAACAUUCUCAAUCUUCUUCUUCACUCACCGGAGACUCACAGUGUAGCAUAUAUGGAUCUAAGUUUCCUAAUCCACGCUCUCAUUCCAUCUUCCAACUCCGUUGCUUUACUUGCGGGUUUCUUCGCUUACUUGGCCAUUGUUGGAUCUAUUCUUCCUGGAAAACUUGUUCCUGGGGUUGUUCUCUCUGAUUCAACUCGCCUUCACUAUCGCUGCAAUGGUCUACUUUCGCUUCUUCUGUUGGUUGGACUUCUCUGUAUCAGUGCCAAGAUAGAAUUUGUAUCUCCUACUGCCAUAGCAGAUAGUGGACUUGAGCUGCUGUCUACAACUUUUAUCUUCAGUUUUCUUGUGACCCUGGUACUCUAUUUUUCCGGUCACAAGUCACGAAAUAAAGGUUCAUCCCUAAAGCCUCAUAUCAGUGGAAACCUGAUAGACGAUUGGUGGUUUGGAAUACAACUAAAUCCUCAGUUCUUGGGUAUUGACCUCAAAUUUUUCUUUGUUAGAGCUGGAAUGAUGGGGUGGCUACUUAUCAACCUAUCUGUUCUUGCCAAGAGUAUUCAAGAUGGUACUUUGAGCAAGUCCAUGAUUCUCUUCCAGCUAUUCUGUGCACUAUACAUCCUGGACUACUUUGUACACGAAGAGUAUAUGACAUCCACAUGGGACAUAAUUGCGGAAAGAUUAGGCUUCAUGUUGGUCUUUGGAGAUUUAGUGUGGAUUCCUUUUACUUUUAGCAUACAGGGUUGGUGGCUUUUGAGGAACAACGUGGAGUUAACAACGGCCGCAGUUGUAGCUAAUUGCUUUGUCUUCCUUAUUGGAUACAUGGUAUUUCGAGGAGCAAACAAGCAAAAACAUGAUUUCAAGAAGAACCCAAAGGCUCCUAUAUGGGGUAAGCCUCCAAAAGUCGUUGGAGGCAAGUUACUUGCUUCUGGUUAUUGGGGUGUUGCGAGACACUGUAAUUACCUAGGAGACUUGUUGCUUGCUCUCUCUUUUAGCCUACCUUGUGGCAUCAGUUCACCAGUUCCAUACUUCUAUCCAAUUUAUCUUCUCAUUCUGCUAAUAUGGCGAGAGAGAAGAGACGAAGCUCGAUGUGCGGAGAAGUAUAAAGAUAUAUGGUUAGAGUAUCGUAAACUUGUUCCAUGGAGAAUAUUGCCUUAUGUUUAUUAGCUUCACCAUUAGUUUUUCAUCUUGCUCAUGGUGUUAACCACUUUAAUGUAGUCCCAAUACACGUUUAUGCUAUGUGUUUGUACUAUAUAAUUUGAGAUUUUUUGUAACCA
Vicia villosa (hairy vetch) is the source of this 1491-nucleotide messenger RNA. RefSeq names its product delta(14)-sterol reductase. Gene Ontology annotation, biological process: sterol biosynthetic process. The coding region runs from base 272 to 1381 and encodes 369 amino acids. The record is from RefSeq and is a predicted model, not a curated record. The transcript is spliced from 13 exons. Gene Ontology annotation, cellular component: endoplasmic reticulum membrane. NCBI's taxonomy places the organism in Eukaryota, Viridiplantae, Streptophyta, Magnoliopsida, Fabales, Fabaceae. Gene Ontology annotation, molecular function: Delta14-sterol reductase activity.